CUCUCACUCGACCUUUGUCUUGACUCCCUCCCCCCCAGCUUGUACUCUUUACAACAUCUAUCUUUGGAUUCUUUCUUUGUUGCUUUUUUUGGGACGGUGUCUCGAGCAUUUUCUGGUCGGUCGGACCCUCAAUCCGCCUUAAUACCUUCCAUCAUGGCUGCCGGAAGGGAUGCCGCCGACUUCAAUGCGAUCAUCCAAGCUGAUCGCAAAAGGAAGCAAAAGGAAGACCUCGCGAACCAGCUUCUCGGCAAGAACAGACAAACAACGAAUGCGAGGGGCGGCGCAAAGAAGCCGCAGGAUGCGAGGCCAGGUAGCCUCGCCAGUCGCAUCGGAGUAGCCAAGCGUCCGACGUCUGCGCCCCUGAAACCUAAGCCGAACCCCAAGCCCAUCAUUCACCAGGCCCGUCAAGCGCGUCAGACCGACCGGCCGGCCCCAAAGCAGCGUCGUCCCGACGAGCAGCGCCUGCUUUCCGCUCUCCUCCCUGAUAGCGGACAAGCAACAGUAAGAGGCAACAAGGUGGGCAUGACCAUCAAGGGCGCUGGUUCAGGGCCCUCUGUUGUGAUCGGCAGCAACUUCGCACCGGGAACCACCGCGGCCGACAUACAAGAAGCUCUCGAGCCCAUGACAGGGCGGAUACUCAGCUGCUGGGUGACAACGCAGCACCCCGCAGUGUCGGCAGAGAUCACAUUUGCAGAGAGACAGGGCGCAGACAGUGCUAUUGCCAACUUUCACAACCAGAGGGCUGAUGGCCGAAUCAUCUCGAUGCGCCUGAAACCCCGUAGCUCCGGACCAGACCACGGCGCCGCCAACUUUCAGAACCCACAGUCCCCUUUUAACAAUCUCCGUGAGCAAGCAGAUGAGGCCCGUCGUUUGCAACGCUCCAAUGAUCCGACAAGUCAAGACGGAAACUAUGGAUUUGACGAACAGAACCAGGCGAUUGAACAACGCAGACCGCGGGGCAACAACCGCAGAUGGAAUAACAGGGGUAACCGCAGUGGACCUCGGAAUGGCGGGUUCUCGCACCAGGAUACGCAAGAAACGGGUCUCUACAGUGAUCAGAUGAUGGUGGACGCGCCACAGCAGAACCACCAGCCCCAGGCGCUCAAAAAACACCCAACCCCGAGCCAGACUUUUGUCUUUGCUGCACGAAGAUGCCAAUCCACCUUUGACAACACUCGCCAAUGGUCGACUCCUCUCGCCCAAACCCUGGCUAAUGCCAUGAAGGUCACAGGCCCCAUCCCCAUUGCGGCCUUCAUGCGUCAGGUUCUCACGUCCCCCGAGGGAGGAUACUACACGACCCGCCCUGCGGGCGAAGGCGAAGUCUUCGGUAAGAAAGGCGACUUCGUGACAUCCCCGGAAAUCUCGCAGGUAUUUGGCGAGCUAGUGGGUAUCUGGACGAUUACAGAGUGGAUUGCGCAGGGACGAAAAAGAAGUGGAGUGCAGCUCAUGGAAGUUGGACCGGGGAAGGGGACAUUGAUGGAUGAUAUGCUGCGGACUUUCCGCAACUUCAGGAGCUUUGCGUCGAGUAUCGAGGCGAUUUAUCUGGUCGAGGCGAGUUCGACAUUGAGGGAGGUUCAGAAGCGGCUGCUCUGCGGGGAGCAUGCGGUGAUGGAAGAAACGGACAUUGGCCAUCGGAGUGUAUGCAAAUACUUUGAUGUGCCGGUCAUUUGGGUGGAGGAUAUUCGGUUGCUGCCACAUGAGGAAACCAAAACACCAUUCAUCUUCGCACACGAGUUCUUUGACGCCUUACCGAUCCAUGCUUUCGAGUCCGUGCCGCCCGCACCGGAGAACGAACCUAAAGACGAGGUCAUGACACCCACGGGACCAGCGAAACUUCGUAAGCCAUUGAAGGCCGCAAAUGUACCGCAAUGGCGGGAGCUCUUGGUGACGCUCAACCCGAAGGCUGUGGAGGAGAACAUCGAGGGAGAACCGGAGUUCAAGCUGACGUUGGCCAAGGCAUCCACGCCAUCGUCCUUGGUAAUUCCGGAAAUUUCGGAGCGGUACCGCGCUCUGAAGUCUCAGCCGGGCUCUACAAUCGAGGUCAGUCCAGAAAGUCGGAUUUAUGCGUCUGACUUCGCUAGACGGAUUGGCGGUGCGUCAGAGCCGCCUCGUACGGCUUCCAGGAAGGAUGUUACUGCUGCUGCUGGCGGUGAAAAGCCAGCUGCAGCGAAGCGUGUAGCCUCCGGUGCGGCGUUAAUCAUGGAUUAUGGAACUCUUGCUACAGUGCCCAUCAAUUCGCUGCGUGGAAUCCAGCAUCAUAAGACCGUACCAGCACUCUCGGCACCGGGUCAGGUGGAUGUUAGUGCCGAUGUAGAUUUCACUGCGUUGGCUGAGGCGGCCAUCGAGGCUAGCGAGGGUAUUGAGGUCCAUGGACCGGUUGAGCAGGGCGACUUUCUGCAUGCGAUGGGUAUUGCGGAACGGAUGCAGCAGCUACUAAAGGGUGUGAAGGAUGAGGAGAAGCGGAAGACGCUGGAGACUGGCUGGAAGAGGCUGGUUGAGAAGGGCGGCGGUGGCAUGGGCAAGAUCUACAAGGUCAUGGCUAUCAUCCCGGAAAAUAACGGUAAGCGCCGUCCAGUUGGGUUCGGUGGAAAUAUCAUGGCAUGA
Aspergillus homomorphus CBS 101889 is the source of this 2604-nucleotide messenger RNA. RefSeq names its product DUF185-domain-containing protein. Gene Ontology annotation, biological process: mitochondrial respiratory chain complex I assembly. NCBI's taxonomy places the organism in Eukaryota, Fungi, Ascomycota, Eurotiomycetes, Eurotiales, Aspergillaceae. The coding region runs from base 154 to 2604 and encodes 816 amino acids. The transcript has 8 exons. Gene Ontology annotation, cellular component: mitochondrion. The record is from RefSeq and is a predicted model, not a curated record. Gene Ontology annotation, molecular function: nucleic acid binding; protein-arginine omega-N symmetric methyltransferase activity.